Molecule: messenger RNA, 1314 nt
Organism: Didymodactylos carnosus
Lineage: Eukaryota; Metazoa; Rotifera; Eurotatoria; Philodinida; Philodinidae
Source: the annotation of a GenBank genome assembly
AUGGUUACAUGGGCAUCUCGAUUAACGUAUAUUUUAAUAAUAAUCUUAAAUAUUUCAACCUGGCUUGACCUUCAGGGUAUUUGGAUUGAACUACCAUUAAUAAUUCCGUAUGCGCCCGAAGCCUGGUCUUUACCGUCAAUAUUAUCGAUAAUAACAUGUUCAGCAAAUAUAUUUCCUUUACUGAUUAUUCUACACAGACGUGUUGUAGGUAGCGAAAAAUUCUCAGCAAUACCUUAUAUUUAUGCUGUUAUAAUAGUGGGUGUUAUUUCAUGUUUAAUUAUUGCAUUAUUUUGGGAUAAAACGGUUUUUAUUUUUCAUCAUCAACGUAGUCUAAUACUUCUUUUGGCAACAUUUUUUCUCUCAAUGUUAGAUUGUUCAUCAACGGUUAUAUAUUCCGAUUAUAUGAAACAUUUUCGUGCCUAUUAUCUAAAUGCUAUGUUUUUCGGUGAAAGUUUAACAUGCUUCAUUCCAACAAUUAUUGCAAUUGUACAAGGUGUUGGAGGAGAAAUAGUAUGUCAGAAUGUUACGCUAUCAGAUAACAGCACAGCUCUAGCGCCAACUUAUUCUCAACCAAGAUUCAGUGUUUCAGUUUAUUUCUUCAUAUUAACUGUAGUCAUUAUGUGUUCUUUAUGUGCAUUUAUUAUCCUGAGAUGGUCGCCAGUUACAAAAAUUGCUGAUGCCUCAGUACAGGACGACGAAAUUCAAUUAUUUCCUGAUGUUGCUCAAGAUACUCCAACUAUGGAACAAAAUGUGAUUAGGCAGACACCAGGUGUACAUUUCGUAUUAUUAAAGAAUGAUUAUCAUUAUGUAUUAUUGUUAACUGGGAUCAAUGCCUUCGUUUUUAUUGGUUGCCUCCCAUCAAUGAUAACAUAUUCUCUAUUGCCAUAUGGUCAACGAGCGUUCUAUUAUGGUUCAAUAUUGGCACCAUUAGCUUAUCCAUUUGCGUGUUUUAUAAACAUGUUUAUAAAAUUAAAUUUAAAAGGAAUUCUAUUUUUAUCCUUAAUUAAUAUAAUUAAUAGUUUAUUUAUCAUGUAUAUCGCAUUUACCAGUCCGUGUCCAGUAUUACACGACACAAAAACUGGCGCUUUAUUACUUAAUUUUGUAUGGAUAAUAACCUCAUUUUGCUUUGGAUAUAUUCGUGUCAGAUGUGGAAAUAUAAUCAGAGAAUCUUGGUCAAAAGAAGGUGGGUUGUUCAACUUUGGUUUAACGUUUCUGAUUGGUGGGAUUUUAGGCACAGUCCCAUUUUUCUUUAUUAUUAAUGUCUUCAAAUUAUUAAAUGAUCGCAAACCAUGUAUUCGCUACUGUCGGUAUUAA